This is a messenger RNA of Fragaria vesca subsp. vesca, 1954 nucleotides long. RefSeq lists its product as uncharacterized. The transcript is spliced from 6 exons. Gene Ontology annotation, cellular component: mitochondrial small ribosomal subunit. Gene Ontology annotation, molecular function: structural constituent of ribosome. Bases 151 to 1401 code for a protein of 416 amino acids. NCBI's taxonomy places the organism in Eukaryota, Viridiplantae, Streptophyta, Magnoliopsida, Rosales, Rosaceae. Gene Ontology annotation, biological process: mitochondrial translation. The record is from RefSeq and is a predicted model, not a curated record.
UGUGUGAGAGAGAGAGAGUGCGAGCUUCUUCGUCCCAAACUCAAACAUCAAACAUAUCCUCUCAUCUUUGCACCCGGCCGACUUUGAAGGAUUUCAAUUCUUCAUAUACCCUGCACUACAGAGUAGUGGAGACAAGUAGAGAGAAGAGCCAUGAGGCGGACUCUGCUGAGAAAUCUCUCUCUAUACGCUCGCAACCGCCUCGCCACAUCUAAUCCUAGCCCUUCACUGGCCACCUCUACUACUAGACUCUUCUCCUCCGAUGAGAACGAAUCAUCGUCCCCCAAUGACUCCUCCCCAGAAAAACCUAAUCCCUCUCCUGAGUCGACCCUCAGCCAAAUCUUGAAGAAGGAUUCCUCCGUGCAACUCCAGGACAUCAAUAACAAAGAAAUGAAAACAAGGAUGGAGGAGUACUUGAAGGAUGGUAAGGAGGAGGCGCUCCCAUCGAUCCUCGAAGCAAUUCUGCAAAGGAAAUUGGCUGGGAAGCAUGACGACACUGAUGAUGAAUUGGUGGAUGAUCUGCAAAUGCAGCCACUGGACAAUGUUAAGGACCAAGAGUUUGAAUCCGAUUUUGAAGAAUUCCAUGACACUGAUGAGGAGAUUGAUGACUUGUAUGAUGCCAAGGAUGUAGUGGUGAAUAAGAUGGUGAAAGAUGAGUUCUUCAAUAUGGAUGACAAAAAGUGGGAUGGCAUGGUUCAGGAGGCAAUUAAACAUGGUUUAAUGAAGGAUAUGAAAGAGUGUGAGGACAUUCUUGAGGAUAUGCUUAGCUGGGACAAGCUCUUGCCAGAUGACAUUAAGAAGAAGGUAGAAGAGAAGUUCAAUGACCUAGGGGAUAGGUGUGAAAGAGGUGAGCUUGAACCUGAAGAUGCAUACAAAUUGUUUAAGGAGUUUGAGGACGAGAUUGUCUUGGAAUAUACGAAGAAGGUGGAAGCUCAGGACCCCUCACAAUUUGAUGAGAUAGCUGUACCAAACAUGAAAAGAGACAUAGAUGACCCACCAGGUGAAGGGCCUAUCCUUAGGUGGCAGACACGAGUGGUCUUUGCUCCUGGUGGUGAUGCUUGGCACCCGAAGAAUAGAAAAGUGAAGCUGUCUGUUACGGUGAAAGAACUUGGGCUUUCAAAGCAUCAAUUCCAUCGGCUCAGAGAAUUGGUUGGAAAGCGAUAUAAUCCGGGGAAAGAUGAGCUCACUAUUACUAGUGAGAGGUUCGAACACCGAGAGGAAAACAGAAAAGAUUGCCUUAGGACUCUUCUUUCCCUCAUUGAGGAAGCUGAGAAAGCUAACAAGCUGGCCGAAGAUGCUCGAAUUUCGUAUGUCAAGGAAAGAUUAAGAGCGAAUCCUGCAUUCAUGGAGAGACUGCGUAACAAGACAAUGAGGUUGCAAGGACAUACCACAGUGACUGCUUGAGGUCUUGUUUGGUAGUUGAGAAUAAAUUUCCAGUUGAUGUGAAGCCUGAAUCCUGGUGUGGUUCUGCUCAUGACUGUAUGGAAGAUGACAGUUCUGUAAUCUCUUUGUGGAGGAACUUAAUGGACCUCGAUGUCAACCAUUUCAUUAGAUACGCAGAACCAACAAGGAAGUGCCUUGGUAGCAAGGAGGAUAUGUUGCUAGUGAUCAUGAUAUUGAAGAAGGCUCAUAAGAUCUUAAUAUUUCAGUUGGACUAGCGUUGUAAUUUACUAAUGACUAGCAACUCAAACUACCAUCUAAACAUUUGUUUAUCCUAGUAUUUUGUUGGUUUCAGGCUGUUGUUUGCACAAAGCUUAGUUUGAACCAAACUGACUUUGAUGGCAUGUGCAAUUACAUCCAUAUGCUACCAUGUCCUUGUGCUUUUAAUAUAUGCUCUAUUUUAGAAUCUGAUUCUGUAAUGUGAAUAGUCUUAAAAGAUUCUAAUGGUUUGCCUCCUUAAAACCUAAAGCAUAUUCUUAAAACGCUGUUUAUGUUGAGAUAUGUAAAGAGGUAUAAU